AAUAAUCAUCCACCGGGAAAAAACUCUUCCCAGCGAGAUUUCCCCACCCGUCUUCUUCCUCCGAAACCCUAAUCCCCAAAUCGGGGAAUCGGAUCCAGCCCGGCGCCGCGGAAAGCAUCCCCCCAUCGACCGGCAUGGCGAUUGCUCGCACUGGCGUGUACGUGGACGACUACUUGGAGUGUGAGAUCGCCGGCUCCGAUUUGUUUCCCUUUUCCUUUCCAUUCGGGGUGCUUUUGGGCCUUUUGCCCUUAUUACUGCUUCCGUAUCGUUCCGCAGAUUCGAGCACCCUGGCCGGCGACCUGCAGAGGAUCCUCUCCACCAUGCACGAGCUCGACGAGAGGGCCCAUGGCAUUUUGGGUCAGACUAAAGGGCAGAUCAAAUUUCUCCUCGGGGUGCCAUCCCAUGGGUUUGACAGGCCAAACGUGGUGCAUGAUGAAAAUGCCUCGGAGAAGAUGACGAGGGAUAUUGAAAAUAGCCAGGACAAUGCGCUUAGUCUCUGCACGGAGAAAGUGUUGCUCGCACGCCAAGCUUAUGACCUGAUAGAGAGCCAUAUCAAACGUCUUGAUGAAGACCUAGGCCAGUUUGCAGAAGAUUUAAAGCAAGAAGGAAAAAUACCUCCAGAUGAACCGCAUAUCCUUCCUCCAAUGCCGGUGGGUGGCAGGGAAGAAAGACGGAGGUCCAGUUUUAGUACACCCCAAGCAGCAAGGAAGUUUGUCAGAGAGAAGGAAUGGGAGAGGGAUAGGGAGAGAGGUAUGGACUUCGACUUAAUGCCACCUCCAGGUAGCAGCAACAAGAAAGCCGUUGCAUCUAUGGAUGUGGAUCAAAUGAUUGAUCCAAAUGAACCAACAUAUUGUAUAUGCCACCAGGUUUCAUAUGGUGAUAUGAUUGCUUGUGACAAUGAGAAUUGUGAAGGAGGCGAAUGGUUCCACUACUCGUGCGUUGGUCUGACACCAGAAACAAGAUUCAAAGGGAAAUGGUUUUGCCCAACUUGCAGGAAUCUUCAAUGAGAGGUUCUCCUAAAUUGUGGCGUUCAAGUAGCGUCCCUUGAAGUCAGCCUCUUGUUAUCGGGAUAAUUCUUGGGUCGUUUUAAGGAAGCUUCUUUCUCCCUUAAUAACUAUUAACGUUUGCUCGCCAGUGUUGACAAGGCGAGCGGUUCCAGUCGGCCCAGACUUUCCGCAACAUGCAGGACUCUUCAACAUGAGGCUCUCAGAAGCUUUUCUUGGACAGGAGGAUACCAAAUGGUACAUGUUUCAAUUUGUAAGGAGGCGUUUACUUACAAUGUGGUCUUAUUUUGGUAAUAAUAAUGUAUAUGCUGGAGAGGACGCAACUGUUCUAGAGAAGGAUAAAAACGCUUGGCGUGUUCUGUUGUUGUAUCUUGUUGCUGCAAAUAAUCUGUCAUAGUUCCGGAUAUCAGUAACCUGUAAACCAUUUACUUUGAUUAUUAAGCGUUAUCACAACCUUUGCUCGCA
Molecule: messenger RNA, 1469 nt
Organism: Triticum urartu
Lineage: Eukaryota; Viridiplantae; Streptophyta; Magnoliopsida; Poales; Poaceae
Gene: ING2
Product: PHD finger protein-like protein
Cellular component (GO): nucleus
Source: RefSeq, a predicted model, not a curated record